Molecule: messenger RNA, 821 nt
Organism: Nymphaea colorata (pocket water lily)
Lineage: Eukaryota; Viridiplantae; Streptophyta; Magnoliopsida; Nymphaeales; Nymphaeaceae
Product: exocyst complex component EXO70B1-like
Exons: 2
Coding region: 156-674 (172 amino acids)
Biological process (GO): exocytosis
Cellular component (GO): exocyst
Molecular function (GO): phosphatidylinositol-4,5-bisphosphate binding
Source: RefSeq, a predicted model, not a curated record
CUCCAUCCUUAUGCUCCAUCAGCGUAUCAUAAGCCAACUUAGCUAACUUUGGGAUCACUUCCGUAUCUGUGUCGCAUUCAAACAGGAACCCGCAUCGAACUAGCAUCUCCUUCAGGUCCUGAUGACGUACAAGGCAGAGAAACAAGUAAGACAAGAUGGAUGGCUGGACGAAGGCAUGUGUUCUUUAUCUGAUGAGCAAUUUGGAAGCCAAGACAAAGGCAUACACAGACCCAGCACAGAGACACCUCUUCUUGAUGAAUAAUUGGAGGUACAUAGUAAGCAAGGUGAGGGAUUCAGAGGGUCUAGCCUCCCUUCUUGGGGCGGAGUGGAUCCGGAAUCAGGGGGCGAAGGUGAAGCAGAACCAGGCAUGGUAUCAGAGGAGCGCGUGGGAAAAGGUGGUAUCGACGUUGGUCUUGCAGGGGGCCACGGCUGACGCAUCGCUCGCUCCGAGAACGGUGGUGAGGGAGAAGAUGAGAAUCUUCAGUAAUUUGUUCGAUGAGAAUGUGAAGGAGCAGUCUUGGUGGAUCGUGCCGGAUGAGCAGUUGCAGAGGGAAAUGAGGAGCGGGGUGGCGGAGAUGGUGGUUCCUCCGUACCAAUUGAGCGGGAAAGGUGCCGUUGGUGAAGUAUAUUCCAGAGGAGCUUCGGGACCGUUUGGACGAGCUCUUUGCGGGUAGGCCUCCUGGCUGCUGAUCCCCCUUAGCUGUUCCCAUUGGAGAUGCUGAUUGUUCCUUUUUCCUUGUCUUUGUUCAUGUAAAUUAAAAUUCUGAGUUUAAUUUGGCACGGGAAGACGGUGUAAGCAAUGGUUCUAUAGUGAUUCUCAU